This is a messenger RNA of Nestor notabilis (Kea), 474 nucleotides long. RefSeq names its product gamma-glutamylamine cyclotransferase (gene GGACT). The coding region runs from base 1 to 474 and encodes 157 amino acids. Gene Ontology annotation, molecular function: gamma-glutamylaminecyclotransferase activity. The transcript has a single exon. The record is from RefSeq and is a predicted model, not a curated record. Lineage: Eukaryota; Metazoa; Chordata; Aves; Psittaciformes; Psittacidae.
AUGGCUCGUGUCUUCGUCUACGGCACGCUUAAGAAGGGCCAGCCCAACUACAAGCACAUGAUCAACACAGCCAAGGGGCUAGCGAAAUUCCAAGGAUGGGGCCGCACGGUGGAGAAGUACCCGCUGGUGAUUGCAGGCAAAUACAACAUUCCUUACAUGCUGAACAUCCCGGGAACAGGACACCACGUUGCUGGGGAGAUUUACUCGGUUGACGACCAGAUGCUGCAGUUCCUGGAUGAGUUCGAAGGCUGCCCAGACAUGUACCAGCGUACCCUGAUGAGAAUCGAGGUGGUGGAGUGGGAAGGGAAGGGUGGUGUGGGCGAGGCGCGGGCAGCUGCCGAGGGUGUCGUAGAGUGCUUUGUGUACAGCACAACGACAUACCCGCCCGAGUGGGUCGGCCUCCCCUACCAUGACAGUUACGACUCCUCAGGGAAACACGGCCUCUCCUAUGUCCUACGCGAAAGCCGGGAUUAG